Olea europaea var. sylvestris is the source of this 658-nucleotide messenger RNA. RefSeq names its product protein Asterix. Gene Ontology annotation, biological process: protein insertion into ER membrane. The transcript is spliced from 3 exons. Gene Ontology annotation, cellular component: endoplasmic reticulum membrane. Bases 46 to 354 code for a protein of 102 amino acids. Gene Ontology annotation, molecular function: protein folding chaperone. Lineage: Eukaryota; Viridiplantae; Streptophyta; Magnoliopsida; Lamiales; Oleaceae. The record is from RefSeq and is a predicted model, not a curated record.
UAGCUCUCGGAAGGAAGAGAGAGAGAGAGAGAGAGAGACAGAGAGAUGGCGUCGCAGUCGAACGAUCCAAGGCAACCAUCGGCCGCGCGGCCAUACAAGCCGUCAGUCGUAGCCCCGCAAGACCUCCCCGUAGAUUACUCCGGAUUCAUCGCUGUCGUAUUCGGUGUUUUUGGAGCCAUGUUCCGGUACAAGCUGUGCUCGUGGCUCGCUAUUAUAUUCUGUGCACAAUCGCUUGCUAAUAUGAGGAAUGUUGAGAAUGACCUCAAGCAAAUCUCCAUGGCCAUGAUGUUCGGCAUUAUGGGAUUGGUGACAAACUACAUGGGCUUAGGACCUCGGGCAAGCCCAAAAAAGUAACUUGGAUUUUGGAUUUAUGCUCUAAUCAUCAUAAGCUUUUACCCGUCUCUGUACCCUCGAGAAUGUGAACACUCAUUUACAGUAUUUCGGUAUCUGUUUGACUUUUCCUUUAGAUAUUAUGAUAGUUUUAAUUUCCAUUCCAAAGUAAUUGGAUAUAUUGGUCAUAUUGGGGAGGCAGGGUGGAUGUUUCUUAUGGAUAUUCACCUAUACUUUAGAAGUUAGACUCAAUGUGAAUUUACCGUUUGUGGUUUUCAUUCCCAACUUGGUUUUACUUUGACGGAUAUCCCCAUUGGAUCUUGCUACA